CCAGCUGCUCGUGACGCUCGCUCGGCCCGAGCGCGCCUGGCGGCCGCCGCAACUUAAACCAUCAGCGGGGACACCGGGCCGUGCAGCCCUCGGGCUCAGGAUCGAGCUGGCCAUCGAGGUGGGGCGGCCCAGGCCAGUUUCUGCUUCCUGAGAGGCAUCUAUGUUACCCUGCACCGCGCUCAUUUAAACGGUUAGCUUGCAGCCGACUGCGAGAAAAGCAUAUUUUCCGCGACAAAAAAUCCAGGCAAGCUCGAGCUGGGGCUGCGGGAACAGUCCUGGGACCGCAGCGUGAAUUUGUACCAAACCGCUGUGCUCCGGAGCUCCGCAAGAACCGUCCAGGCCCGUCCUCGCCCUGCGCUUCCCCCUCCAGAGAGCUCGGGGCCGGGGGCGGGAGGGCAGAGGCAGCGCCGCGCCCGCCAGCCGCAGCUCGGCCCGAGACCCGCUGAGAGCCCCGGCCCGGUCCAGCGCCCCGGCAGCCCCCGGCCCGGCCGCCCGGCGGGCCUCAGGGGAGCGGCGGGGCUCAGCAGAGCUGCGGGGCGGGGACGCUGAGCCCCGGCUGCCCCGGGGUCGGGAUGGGGCGGAAACCGAAAGCGAUAGUCAGGAAGCAGCCCUGCUCGAUCCGUUGGCUGAUACUCAGGUGUUACAUUUAGCACACUGGACAAGACAUCUGAUAACUGAAUUAUGUUAAGGAGCAAAGCAUUCAGUCUGUUAAAACCGAUUCCCUUGAUGUCUGGCCAGUCAAAUUUGGUUUAUAAGCUUACUCAUCCAGCUAUUGCUUCACAUGGACUUCACUGUCAUGGAAGGAUUGCAAAUUACAGACAGAGAUGCAAGACAUGCCCAUGUAAUGCUGGAAGACGAACAAUUAGUGCUACUCAGGCCAAGGUCAUGGCAGAAACAGAGUUGCCGGGCAUUUUGAUUCUGGAUAUAGGAGGAACUCAUGGUGUGUUGGAAAACCUUGCAGCACUUUUGAAGAAACACUUUCACCUUAUCACCAUGAAGGAAUUUCUUGAACACAAAAAAGAAAUGAGCAAAAAAAUCCAAUCUGUUUUCGUGUUUGAAUGCAGACCAACUAUUGACCGGGAGCUCCUAGAAAGCCUGCCUAAUUUAAAAGUAAUUGGAAACUCUGGGGUUGGAGUUGAUCACUUAGACGUGAAAAUGAUUUCUGAGUUUGGUGUAAAAGUGACCAACACCCCACAUGCCGUGGCGGACUCAACAGCAGACAUAGGAAUGGCCUUGAUGCUGGCCUCUGCCAGAAGGCUAGUGGAAGGCUGCCAGGUGGCCGUCUCUCCAGACACAAAGUGUUUUGCUGUUGACUGGCUGGGAGUGGAAGUAACCAGAGCGACGCUUGGCAUCAUUGGGAUGGGCAGCAUUGGGUACAAAGUGGCUCAGAGGGCCAGAGCCUUCGACAUGAGGAUCCUGUACCAUAACAGGCACCAGAGGAGCCAGGAGGAGGAAGAGGCAGUUGGUGCCCACUACUGUGAGAAGAUGGAAGACUUGCUGCAGCAAGCUGACUUUGUUAUGUUGAUUGUGAACCUGACUCCUGAGACUCACAAACUGAUAGGAAAAAAGGAGCUGGGGCUGAUGAAACGCACAGCUACUCUUAUAAACAUCAGCCGAGGUGCCGUUAUUGAUCAAGAUGCGUUGGUGGAAGCUCUCUGCAAUAAAGUUAUUAGGGCUGCCGCUCUGGAUGUGACAUACCCUGAGCCUCUGCCAAGAGAUCAUCCUUUAUUAAAAUUAAAUAACAUCAUCAUAACCCCUCACAUUGGAACUGCAACAGUCCAAGCUAUCCGUAUGAUGGCGGAAGAAGCGAUAGCAAAUAUGCUGGCUGUUCUCAAUGGCCAACCCAUCCCAAGUGAAGUGUGUCCCAAAUGAUGCGUGCCAGAUGGCAUUGCUGAACCUCGUGUGUGUUGGAAGAAGGGCUCGCCAGAGUCAAGAAGAUGCUCAAUAUGAGUUAUGCAUCUUGCUCAACUUUAUUAGUUUCUAACACUACUUAUAUAGAACCGAUACACAUGCAUAUUCCUAAAACAGAAAUAUAAUUGGUUAGUAGUCUCUAAACGCGUGCGGUUCUCACACCCCUAAUUAUCAUGACUAAAAUAAGCAUUCUAUCCAUGUAGCUAAUUGUGUUGCUGUGCUUCAGCCUUGUAGUUUGUUACUCCCUAUUUUCCCAUACCGGUCCCUAUCUUGCUUGGCCCUGCACCUGCUUUCCCAGCAGCUGUAGCUUGUUACAGCCACAGCCUGUUGGCACAACAUAAUUACUUGGUCUCAGGAUUGAAGAAUAGCUCAAGGCUGCCUUUCUUGUUAACUUCAGCACAGCAACUUCAGUACAAUUCUGAUUACAGGCCUAUUCUAAUACCAGGCCUGGAUUGUGCAGAUCUUCAGAGAUUCUAAGGCCACGCUUCUGCAGCCAUUCUUCUACACGUGUGUACGGGAAGGCACUGUUUCUUACAUACCACUUUUAAACUAAAAAAAAGCAACCUGUUCCUGCACUGUUCUUGUCACGAUACUGCAAAGCUAUCAUCUCACAAGGCUUGAUCUGUACUGUUAGUUACAAUUCUAAAAAAUAAAGAGGAACUAAUUAAAGGGUUUUGUUUGAAGAUGUUAAA
Falco peregrinus (peregrine falcon) is the source of this 2603-nucleotide messenger RNA. Its product is annotated as probable 2-ketogluconate reductase. Gene Ontology annotation, molecular function: NAD binding; hydroxypyruvate reductase [NAD(P)H] activity; glyoxylate reductase (NADPH) activity. Lineage: Eukaryota; Metazoa; Chordata; Aves; Falconiformes; Falconidae. The coding region runs from base 682 to 1872 and encodes 396 amino acids. The transcript is spliced from 7 exons. Gene Ontology annotation, cellular component: cytosol. The record is from RefSeq and is a predicted model, not a curated record.